Molecule: messenger RNA, 666 nt
Organism: Lycium barbarum (goji berry)
Lineage: Eukaryota; Viridiplantae; Streptophyta; Magnoliopsida; Solanales; Solanaceae
Exons: 2
Coding region: 112-399 (95 amino acids)
Source: RefSeq, a predicted model, not a curated record
ACCCAUUGUAUUAAAUGGAUCAGGAUUGAUCCGGGCGGGUUACAACUACUGUAUGAAUGUCAAUUUCUCAACAAUAGAGGCUCACUUUUGUUAUGCAUAAUCAGACGAAAGAUGGCAGCUCAAGAGGAAGUAAAACAACUGUCUGAGUGCUCAGUCUCCAAUGCUCUGGGGACAUGGGUUUUCUCUGUAGCUGGUGCAUUGCUUGCAAUUCCAGUGGGUAUAAAACGAAAAUCCUUGGCACCCCUUGUAUUCUUUGGCACAACUGGGACGAUGCUAGAUAUAAUUAUGGGUAUCAGUGCUUGUGAAAGAGAACAUGCAGAACGGCAAAUGAAGCUUUUGGAAGAAGCACAAGGAUCUGCUUCUGUUGAUACCUUGGCUGAUACUGCAACCGAACAUUGAUAGCAUUCAGGCCGUCUGGACCUUGGCUUAAGCAGUUCAUGUAGCAUUUCGAGUACUGUUUGCUGUCAGUUUACUGUUUCCUUGGCUUGUAACUUGAAUAUCGUCAUAUGCUGAAAAGAAGUCAAAUAAUGUAUGGUGUGAUUACACUUGUGAUGUGCCUUCACAACUAUUUUUUUCUUAGGAUGCUUUCUAUCAGUAACAAUGUAGAAGUCCAAAAUUACUCCAUCAUGGCCUGAUUGUUCUUAAAUUACAGGGAAAUUAUUUUCA